This is a messenger RNA of Mastomys coucha (southern multimammate mouse), 1245 nucleotides long. RefSeq lists its product as uncharacterized. The transcript is spliced from 2 exons. The record is from RefSeq and is a predicted model, not a curated record. Lineage: Eukaryota; Metazoa; Chordata; Mammalia; Rodentia; Muridae. The coding region runs from base 374 to 1015 and encodes 213 amino acids.
AACAAACAUGAAUUCCAGGUUCUAAUAGAAGGAAGGUAUCUGGGAGAUGGCGUCUCCUUGUUGAACCCAGCAUUCCCGUCCUCUGCUGACACACCCCUCUGCGGAGCCAUGUUAGGAACACCAUGAACUACAAACUCAGGGAUGCAGUGCGCUGUAAUCACCAGCAGGUGGCGGUGUUGGACUUAAAGAAGCACCACGUAGGCUUAGGACUGAGAUCUCUUACAGCUGUGCGAAAUCCAUCGCUGCAGACCCAGCAAAGCCACUUGUGAGCAUUUGGUGCCACCUGCCUGCUUUACAAUAAGAAUCCACAGAACUUGCAGACCCGUUCUAACUAGGACCCAAGCCGGAGAAAACAAAACGCCUCACUUACACCAUGGGAAACUUCAAAAGCAUUCCGACUAAUCAAAGCCCUAAAGCCGAGGCCCUAGCCCAGGUGUCUGUGCCUCACUGCAGAUGCCCUGUCCCAGUUGUCUGCAUCCCCAAAAUCCGGGGCAGAGGCCCUAUCCCAGGUGUCUGUGCCCCCAAACUCCAAGACAGAUACCCUGUGCCCAGUGUGUGUGCCCCAAGUGCCCCAAGAGCCAGGUGCAGAGUCCCUAUCCCAGGGGUCUGCACCCCCAAAGUCCAGUGCAGAGGCUCUAACUCAGGGAUCUGCAACCCGAAAGCCCAGCGCAUAGUCUUUAACUCAUGUGUCUGUGCUCCAGUCUGCGCCCCAAACUUGAGUGCAGGGGCCCUAUUCCAGCUGUCUGCACCCCCAAAGCCCAUACCAGAGGCCCAAACCAAGGUGUGUGAGCCCCCAGAGCCGAAUAAAGAGGCCCAAACCCAGGUGUGUGAGACCCCAAAGUCCAGGGAAGAGUCCCGAAGCAAGGUGUGUGCACCCCCAAAGUCAGAUACAAAUGCGCCAACCCAGCAGUCUGCGCCAACCCAGCAGUCUGCGCCAACCCAGCAGUCUGCGCCCCCAAAGCCAGAUAGAGAGGCCCUAACUGAGGAGUCUGCACCCCCAGGGCAGAAGCAAUAAUCUAGGUGCCUGGAGAGGGUCUUAGACUGCCGAGGGUGGAUGUUCAAGGUAGAGCUGAAUGCGGCUGUAUCACCCAUUAAUUGGCACUACAACAACCUGUGCGUGAUGUUCCGUUGUGGCAACCUGGGGAGGUGACUGGCACAAGUUACCAGCAAUGGGCACAGGCCAUGGAGACACUGUGUGGCAAAACGCACUUUAGUAGCUGAAAUAAAUUGCAUUUUAAAUAGCCU